AUGAAUGUCUCGAAGACAAAUGCAGCCUCAGAUGAGGAGGCAGCCGAUGCCCUGUUCUGGAUCGCAUUUCAAGAUUACAAGCACCGAUAUGCCCCAAGUCCCCUCGAUGGCUUGGCCAGUGACGUCCAGCAGAGCGAAUCCGAUGAUUUACGGCUUCGAACCCAAAUACAAGGCAAGGAGCUCCGUCAGGAAGACGAAUUAUAUCAAAACUCGCGGGAUUCGCAUCGGGCUCCCUAUACCUUGGCCACCAACACCCAGGUGUACCCGCAAGCUCCACUUCGUUUGAUUGAUGAAUUUGCUCAUACAGGAUACCACGAUCCACUUAUCAGCCAUACAGGUCUUCCCUAUCAACCUUUCCCAGACUUCGGUCCUAUUGGGUCACCGCUGAAGGUCAAACCGACCAUUCAUGCAUCCGGUAGCAGCACGUCGAGUGCAGCUUCUAGGAGUCUCAUCGCCAGCCUCCGAGAUGGCACAAGUGCUCUUCCAUCGGGCUAUCGUGGAUUCAAUUUCCCAGGAGAGGCGCGGAACUUACCUUCAAGAAGCCCCCCACUAUUUCUCGAUGGGUACCAAAGAGUUGUCGCAGAUGGAAUUUUGACCGACUGGACAUCUCCACCAAUGACAAGUCAUGAUUGUGCGCCAUUCCAAGGCUUCACUUCACCAGAUUCAUGGAGCCAACAACAGUCCAUAAUUGAACCGAGUGCAGGCCCGUUUCUUCGUUCAGACGCAACUCCAUCAUUCGCUCUACAAGAAGGCGGCAUCUCAUUACAUCCUGCAGGCUCGAUGGCUGUCCGGCCACCCAGCCCUCGUAAUUUCAAGCCGACAAACAUGGUUGCUGGGCAGAAUGGUGUGAAUCCUUUUGCAGGGAGUUCUGAUAUUUCACUCAGAUACCGAGGUAACAUAACCUCUUGUGUCAGCCAAAAACAGGUUGCUCUCCUAGCAGAUGCAUAUAACUGUACCCUGUGGCUUUGGAACAUUCCUUCAACGAUCCACGUUUCCGAGCUCUUUGACCAAAUUGACACCGGAGCUGUUCAAUGCCUGCAUAUGGUGCCUCCGGAUUCCCAGCAUAGCACUGCCGCUGCAAAAUUGGCAUUUAUGACUCCAGAGGCGGCCGCUGCCUUCAAGAGCAAGGCCGAGCAAGGCAUUUAUAUACUUGAAUUUAGACUCUUCUUGAAGUACAACCGAGACGGAUCCCUUCGCAACAAUUCUGGCCAGUCCCGUGUUCUGGUACUCGACAUCGUCGGCCCUGGAGAGAUGACGACAAUGGCAUUUUGGUACGAGUACUUCCGCAAGAUUUGUGUUUUCCAAUGGGACCGCGUUUUCGAGCUGCCUUGCCAGAAUCCCCACAGAAAGAUCUUGCAGUUCAAUUUUGUUCGGAUGUCCGGUCAGUCUCAAGCUUGUAUGGGAGCCAUUCGAGCACAAGAAGAGUUCGUCGGAUUCGUUCAACCAUCAUAUGGUCUUGAUCCAUGUGGAAGUCGGGCAGCGCGGGCUUUGGAGCAGCAUGCAUUGCGUCUGUUCUGA
This is a messenger RNA of Drepanopeziza brunnea f. sp. 'multigermtubi' MB_m1, 1518 nucleotides long. RefSeq lists its product as uncharacterized. The record is from RefSeq and is a predicted model, not a curated record. Lineage: Eukaryota; Fungi; Ascomycota; Leotiomycetes; Helotiales; Drepanopezizaceae.